AUUCCUUUUGUGUUGUCCGCCUUUCCCUUUUGAUUCCCAUCUUUAUUAUCGAUUUCUCUCUGAGCUGUCUUUCUUUUCAGUGUUGCCAAGUGUCCUUUGUUCUUUACUUCACUCUCCCGGUGGCGUCGGUGGCGACGGUUUGCUUUGAAAACUAAUGUAAUAUCGCUACCGAGUAAUGUUAUCGAGGGCCUUAAGCAUUUGGGAACAAUGGACUUUGAUACUGCCCGAAAACUUAUUGGAAAUACGAUAAAACUAACACUACAUCCACAAGCCACUCUUCAACCCAUUCCGGAAAUAUAUGCUACAAAUAGCACAAGGGCAAAACAAAGUGAAUAUGCCGUCUGCAGUUUAUUUAGUUUGGCUACAAAACACUGUCUUUCUGAAUUCGAGCUAAGACAACUAUUGGAGGAAAUUGAAUUAAGUGGUGUUACUAUCGAUGAGCUCAUCAAAACAUACGUCGACAACAAAAAUUCUCUAAUUUUGCGGCAUUUGCAAAUUGGCCAUAGUUUUCCCCAUGUUACCGAUUUGCAGUGGAGAAUAGUAGCCGAUGUUAAAUCCUCGACAGCAGGAAAGAGCAGUGGAGAGCCUGGAUUUUACAUAAAUAUGGGGCGUUUUAACCAAAACUCCGAUGGUGAAAGGGAAACUGUAGUCGAAUUUGUUUGUAACACAGAAGAGUUGCAACUGCUAAUAAACAAGCUGAAGGAAAUCGAGAGGCACUGUGAGAAGUGGUCAAAUGAGUCACCUUAAGAAGUUCUAAACAAAACGCGCAAAUACAAUCUGGUAAUAAUUUAUUUAGUUAUUAAGAUUAUCUAAAACAAUAUCAACAAAGGGGGUAAACUUAAUGAAAAAUA
This is a messenger RNA of Musca domestica (house fly), 851 nucleotides long. Its product is annotated as COMM domain-containing protein 3. The transcript is spliced from 3 exons. The record is from RefSeq and is a predicted model, not a curated record. NCBI's taxonomy places the organism in Eukaryota, Metazoa, Arthropoda, Insecta, Diptera, Muscidae. Gene Ontology annotation, biological process: sodium ion transport. The coding region runs from base 208 to 747 and encodes 179 amino acids.